CAACAAGUACUGAAUUGCAUCUUGUUAAAAGAAAAGUACUGAGUUGCAUAUUGUAACAGGAGACAAUAUGUCAGCAAUGCGGUGACAAAGGAGUUGAGGAUGCUCUUGUUUACUGUGUCAAGUGUCUGAAUUUUGCAGUGCACCGCUACUGUUUGCCUACACUGCCAGAAACGUUUGAUGAGUUUGUCCAUUGGUUUUGUGAGGAUUGUGAACCAGAGUCUGUAAAACAAUCUCCUCUUGAGAAACCUUGCUCUACCCCAUUUGUUGAAAGGAAUCAUGUAAUGUCUGAAGGUGUUCAAGUGACCUACUCUAGAAAGAAUUUAAAGCAAAAUGAUGUUGCUUGCCGUGUGGCCGAGACAGAAGAGCAUCUACAUCCAAGUAGCCCCUCACAACAGCCUUGUGAUGCAAAAACAAAGCUUGAUUUGAUUGAGCACACUCAGUUGGCUCAUGAUUCUUCUUCACUGAAAACAAAAUUGAAGGUCACGACAGAAAAGGAAAGUACUUGCCCAGUCACUUUAACAGAGGAGAAUAGACAUCAAAAUAGCCCCUCCCAGCAACCUCCCGAGCUGAAUAGCAAGCUUGCCUUGACUGACAGUGCUCAGUUGGUCAGUGAUUAUUCUCUUCCAAAAAAAAAAUUGAGGAGGAUUAAAAAAGGUUUUACUCGCACGGUGGCUGAGGCAGAGGACCAAAGACAACAAAGUAGCCCCUCCCAGAAGCGUUCUGGGACACAGACUAAUCUUGACUCGACUGAGCAUGCUCAGUUGGCAGGUGAUUGUUCUGCCCUAAAAAUUAAAUUGAGGAGGAAAAAAAAGGAUGUUACGACUUCAGUAGCUGAGCCAGAGGAACAAAACUGUCAAAAUAGCCCCUCUCAGGAACCUUUUGAGGCACAUUUAGAGCAUGCUUUGUGUGUGGGCAGCCCUCCCCUGAAUGAGAGUAGGACUAUUAGCUCAUCUAGUGAGAAACUUGGAAAUGAUCUGAAACUUGGAAAACGAAGAAGAUUGAUUUUAGAGGGCAGUGAACUCGGUGAAGAGGCUGAGUCAGUUAGAAUUGCUGAUUCUCAAUUAGUUGUUGCUGAUUCUCAACUAGGCGUUGCUGAUUCUCAAUUAGGUGUUGCUGAUUCUCAACUAGUCGUUGCUGAUUUGUCAAAUGAUUUAGAACUCAGUGACUAUCUCCUUGCACAACCGAUCAUUGAUCCUAUUUGGAGGGGAAAUUUUAGUAUUUACAACAAAGAUUAUGGUUUAUUGGAUGGAGUUGUAGCCCAUUUGUCAAGCAAAGCGUGCCCAAAAGUGUGUGAAGAGGCUAGUCUGUUACCAGCAUUGCUUCGUUCAGAGAUCCUUCCAAAGACUGAUGUCUGGCCAAAGAGUUUCCAGAAAUCAGAACCAUGUGAUGACCAUAUUGGCCUAUAUUUCUUCUCUGAAGACAAAAGGUAUGAAAGCUUGGUGGAUGACAUGAUGCACCAAGAACUUGCCUUGAGAGCCGUUGUCAGAAAUGCAGAGCUCUUGGUUUUCCCUUCUACUGAAUUGCCACUACUGUACUGGAAAUUCCUUGGCAAAUAUUAUUUGUGGGGAGUGUUUCGGCCAAAGAAAGCAUCCUCACCUGAUGCAGCAAAUCACGAUCUUGUGGUUGUAAAUAGCAACAUCGAAUGUGCUUCAUAUUCAAAAUCUGCAAAUGGUAUGGAUACUGAAGAGGAAAGAAACCUCACAAAGACCAAGAAACUGUAGCACGGAGUCCUCUAAGUCCUUUAAGCAAGCAACUGUAGCAGUUCAGGGUGAACUAUGAACAAGAUGUGGAACUGGAAUCUGGAGAUUGAUAAUACAUCUGAAGUUCUGAGGUCGAUGAUAAAAUAGGAUGUGCUAUUAGCUUUUCGGUGUAAACCCUCCUAUGGAGCAACACACUAGAAGAUCUUGUAGCUGGUAGUAAAGAGGUAAAGAUAGUGAUUUAGUGAAUGACAUAGGCAGUUGUGGAGGUUUGAAUUGGUUGAGAUCCGGCAGGCGGUCAAGGCAAGGUUGCCGCCCGCCGGAAGGCGAAGAACACCAAGAUUUUUAACCUUGCUCUGAUACCAUGUAAAAAUAAAUGUAUUAUUGAUUGAUUGAUUACAAGAUUGUUGUGUUAUUUACAAAUGUUGAGAUGCUGUUUAUAUAGGAUAUGAUUUGGGAGUAGGUGAAGGUGGUAGUGGAGGUGGUAGGUGAAGUGUAGUGGAGGUGGUAGGUGGAUGUGAAUUAUGGUAAAUUCUAACAGCACUUUCUGUGUCAU
Molecule: messenger RNA, 2253 nt
Organism: Camellia sinensis
Lineage: Eukaryota; Viridiplantae; Streptophyta; Magnoliopsida; Ericales; Theaceae
Source: RefSeq, a predicted model, not a curated record